AUGCCCCAUGGCUUCGACAAGCUGCUCCAUGAGCCUGAACCUUCGCCCCCGCCACCACCACGGCACGAAUCUACUCAGUCUCGCUUCCAUCUUCAUGUUCGCCAGCAACCCAUCGCCGCACGCGCCUGCGGUGCCGGCGAUCGCGACAGGCGACCUGUUGAUCCGCCACCAAUAGUUCAGAUCCUCCUCGACGACUUUGACCCCGGAUCUCAAGAUGAUCGCGAGAUCCUCCAAGACCCACGCUUCACCGUCGGCUGUCUUCUCUUCCCAGCCUCUGACUCGGCCCCGGGCUGGAUCCAACCCCCUGACGUGGAGCAAGACCGCCCUCCAGAGCGCGAAUCCGACGGCCUCGCCCGAGCAGAUGACGACUUCUCCACCCCACUCCUUUCCGGCAAGGCUUUCAUGUCACCUUUCUUCGUGGACGCCGAUCCAGAUCCCAACUCUGCCCCGACGCACCCGACCUCCGACGACACCUACCCAGGCAGCAGCAGUAGCCACAGCCUUGCUGCCGCUACUCCCCAGAACCUCCGCAACGCCUCCAAGCUUAAUCAGCCCGCCACUUUCUUCAUUUUUGCAGACCUUUCUAUUCGCUCUGCGGGUUUGUACCGUCUGCAGUUCCGGCUGAUGAACUGGGGCUCUGUCGAGGACACGGGUCAGUCGAUGCCUAUUCUGGCGGAGGCAUGGUCGGACCCGUUUCGCGUGUACCCGGCGAAGGAUUUUCCCGGGAUGCGGGACUCGUCCAUUUUAGCAGAGGGGCUGAAGGAGCUGGGGUUUGUGGAACUGAAGACUCGAGGGAAGGGCAAGGGGAAGGGCCGGAGGAGAUGA
This is a messenger RNA of Penicillium macrosclerotiorum, 825 nucleotides long. RefSeq names its product velvet factor family protein. NCBI's taxonomy places the organism in Eukaryota, Fungi, Ascomycota, Eurotiomycetes, Eurotiales, Aspergillaceae. The transcript has a single exon. Bases 1 to 825 code for a protein of 274 amino acids. The record is from RefSeq and is a predicted model, not a curated record.